AUGGAGGAUGAUAGACGCACACGCCUUCUCGCGGCGUGCUGGUCUUUGGCCGCCGCCGCCGUUAUCCUGCUCUCCCUCCGCCUGUACUGUAAGGUGUGGCGAGGAAGAGGUCUUUGGUGGGAUGACCAUCUCUUGAUUGCUUCCUGGAUUUCCCUCUCUAUAUCUUGCUCUGUGCUUUCGUACAUCUGUUCGAUCGGUUUCGGUACGAGGCGGGCAACAAUCAGCGAUGAGAAUCUCAAAAUCAUCAGUCUCAGCACCAUCAUGGUGGCGGCGUUUGGAAUCAUGGCCACGACGUUAAGCAAAACGUCCUUCGCCAUUACGCUUUAUCGAAUUUCGACCAACCAGUGGAUGAAGUAUCUUCUCAUCUUCAUCAUCGUGACGAUCAAUGUCUCCAUGAAUCUUGUUUGGAUCUUUGGGCUGGUGAAGUGCACGCCUUUUGCCAAAGUCAUCGAUGGCAGCCACCCGGGAAAGUGCUGGGACAGGCAGAAACUCCUCAAAUUCCAGCUCUUCGCUGCAUACUACUCUGCUAUCCUCGAUUUCAUGCUCGCCCUACUUCCGUGGCAGAUCAUCAUGGGCAUGUCCAUGCGACGACGUGAGAGGCUCGGUGUUGCAGUGGCCAUGAGUCUUGGUGCUAUGAGGAUGCUGUACCACGAGCUCAAGACGAGCCACGCCAGGUCCAAAUAUAACCGGAGCAACCCCUACGCCGGGCAGACGGGCGCCGGCGCCACGUCUUCCGACGCCAAGCGCGCAACGCGACAGCAGCACAGCAAGUACGGCCAGAACUCGGUCGUCAUCAUGUCGAACAUUGCCUGGGAGGAGUCGCAGGAGGCGCUCCGGGACCCCGAGGCCAGCGCCCGCUCGCCGAAUCUAAGCGGCGUGCUCAAGACGGAGGAGGUGAGAGUCGAGCACGAGAGGUUGAGCACCGUGGGCGACGAGGACUCGAUAGAGCUCAAGCCUUAUGGUGUCAGCGCGACGGCGAUGAAGGAGGAGGCUGGCGGCAAUCGUCGCAAUUCACACCUGUCACGUCUUCGUCUUCGAGGCCUCCAGUGGUGUAGUUCUAGCUCUCCAGAUGGAGUCAAGGAGGGCGCUCUCGACACACUUGCUCUUGGCAGCCCUAGCCGGCGUCCGGGCUACAGUCUUGAUGGUUACGACCAAGGCAUUCAGGGACAGGCUGGGUCCGUCAUGAGCUUGGCACUGUAUGAGGACCGUCCAUGGCUUAGUAGAAGCUGA
Verticillium alfalfae VaMs.102 is the source of this 1230-nucleotide messenger RNA. RefSeq lists its product as hypothetical. NCBI's taxonomy places the organism in Eukaryota, Fungi, Ascomycota, Sordariomycetes, Glomerellales, Plectosphaerellaceae. Bases 1 to 1230 code for a protein of 409 amino acids. The record is from RefSeq and is a predicted model, not a curated record. The transcript is spliced from 5 exons.